AUGAACCGCGAAACAGUUCAAGUUCUGGAAGAGAACAUCUAUUUUGACAUGGAACUUAAAAACGAAACUGGUGCAAGAGUUUACGAAAAUAUUGCAAGUGGUACCCGCACGGUGCCUGAAGUCAAACAAACCGCUUUUGAGAAUGAAAAGGCCAAAAGGAAAGAAGGAUCAACACAAAGCAGGAAACACCCACAGUCAGAUGCAGAUGUGGUGCGGCGACUGUUGUGUAUUAUCAUCGCUGUUGUUGCAGUUUUCUUUUUGAUAGCUGCUUGCACUUUGAUUUUAGCCGUGUUGGUGCUGAUGUUUCACCGGGGUGGUACUGCUUCAGCAGAUUUCUCUUCAGUGCAAGGUAAGAGAGCUUUCUUCCAGUUUCUUCCGGAUAGGCGUUAAUUACAUGCGGGGGUUUAAGAUGGACUGCAAUAGCAGCAUAUGGUGAGGGUUAUCAAAAGCGCAAGAAAGAAUCAAGUUUUUGCACAUCAAAGGUAUAAUACCUAUUUGGCACACGCUGUACUAAGGUUAAGGUGCCUUUGCACAACUCUUGGCAAUUAUUUGACGACUUUAUUCUGUCACUGAUACUAAACUAAUUUGUAUCACCUUUGACGAAAAGCAUAGACGGCCCAAGUUUUGUCACCUGAGACGGGCAUAUGGUAAAGACAUAAGCACCAUGAGUGAAAAAGGCGAUAUUUCAUGCAGUUCGGACCUAACAUUGACCAAUCGCAGAACGAGAAAUCGCUAAUGAUAUGUCUCACCGAUAUACAUCGGAAUGGAGACUACAAGGACCGUCUGAAUUUUCAGAUCUCAUUAAUGGUAGUCUAAUUAUCUGUUCGUCUUAAUGAUGCCGCUUCAUUUUCAGCAAAUUAAACAAAUGUGUUUUAAUACAGAACAAUAUUCGUAUUUUAAAAAAAUAAUAAUGAAAGACCGAAUGCUUGAAAUCCUCAACCUGUCAUCACUUAAACUAAGACAAAAAAAGGCUUGAAACAGUAGCUUAAUUAAAAACCCUGUUUUAUAAAGCCAGGGCUAAAAGCGAAGCUCUGGUUAAUAAUACUCAUAAACAAAAGAAAUUAAAUCGUGUAAUGCUAAACGGGGACGACAAUGAAAAUGGCUUCAAGACUAAUAGAUCUAAUUAGAAAAAAAACAAAUCGCACGUGCAGCACACUUUUUGUUCUAAUUACCAAAAAACAAAUUUGCACGUGCAGCACGCUUUUUUGUCUUUCCCUUGCCGUUGUUUUGCACGACUGCAACGCUGUUUUGUACGACUAAAACGUCAAACUUCCUAGUAGCCGGCAAAAACAUCCGUCCACAGCAGGGCGGAUAAAGGUUGGGCGGUGAAACGAGCGCGUCCGAGCAAAAAGGUGUGAUGCAGUGGACUGGGACUCUGCUUAGAAAUGUCGCUUGUUUUCGACUUCGGUCAGGGUUUGCGAUGUGGUUUGUACAUUAGACACUGCCGCUGUCACUGAAUUAUCGCAGCUUGAUUUGUUUUCUUGCACUUUUUCCUCGUUCCUUUGUGCUGGUACGCUGUCUCCGAGAGGCAAAUGUUGCUUUUUUUGCGGGAGGUUUAGUUGGAGUAGACAAACAUCUCUUUCAAAGGGUUUCUUUUAUUACUUCCAUAACUCUACCACUGAAUUAUAUUUUCGUUCUGCUACUCACCAAUGUCGAUGUUAUUCCAAAACAAAAACAACUAAUUACUGUCUAAAACACGAAGGAAAAUCUCAUCCAUGUCAUUCAUGGCAAAACUAAAAGACAGCAGUAGAUGACGUGUAUUUUAUAAAUGCGUGCAGCUCGUGCAAGGUGAAAUUAUGGUAAUUUCAAUCACCUUCAUCCUUCUUUUUAAUUUUGAACAAAACAUCUCAUACGUCUUUCUGUUUCUUCGAAACUUCAAAAUAAGUUUUUCCUCAGUUUUUACUGUUUACCUUGUUUUGUUGUAGAGAGAAAAAAGGAGAAAAAACCUUGCAACUAACCUCAAUAAAUUUUGUUUACAUGCGGUUGCCGGAUUUGCAACGCAUUGUGCGAAUCGCCAUGGCGCGUUGCACCCGAGAAGCAAAGUUUGAAGAAGUACAACGCCACUAUAUCAAUAUAUAUCAAUCUAAUUUUUUGUUAUGUUAUAUGAAAUUUAUCCCCCUUUAACAUAUGUAAAAAUUGAGGUUAAGAAGUGUUAAGCUUUUGAAAACGAAACGGUGAAAGAUGAUUAGGUGAUAUUUAGUGGAAGGGGGAGGUAUUCAACACUUUCAAAUAAAACUCAAAUUUUGGCAUUAUACGACCAACAAGUUUGACUUUUAGACGUACAGACACAAACAUAUGAAACUGUUUAUUGAUAUUGUUAUGAAACAAAUUUAUCUAUUUAACAUUGUAGCCUGAAAUUACAGAAAGAAAACAGGAUUUCCGGUUUGCAAAAAGGAAAAUUUCGCCGGCCUUCAAGCGCACCGGAAGCGCGGAAAGAGCGCUCGUGCCAGUCCUACUCCGCAUCACACAUUAAAUGAAGAGCGGAGCGCUCGUUUCACCGCCCAACCUUUAUCCGCCCUGGUCCACAGCGGCGAAGAGCGAGGAGAAACGGAUGUUUUCGCAGGCUAACUUCCUAGUUACACAUUAAUUUUAUGGAGGAAUUGUCGUAUGUGCUUAUCCAAUAUUUUGUUUCCUGUGUUCAUGUUUAUCCACAUUAGAGUAAACAUAAGAAAUAACGCCGAAAAAGACACGACUUUGUUGUUGUUUUUUCUAUCUAAAAGUCCAGGCAGCCCUGUGAUUUCCUUCCAAACAAAACCUUGAGUUGCAUUUGGGUUGCCAUACCUGUUGAUUGAGUUAUUUUACAUUGGUAUGCCUGUGGUGCGGACGGACGAUCAAUGUACGAUCACGUGAUUACCAAAUUUUCUGGGAUAUCCAAACCAUGAUUAAACCUCAUUGUCGAGUGAAUAAAGAUUUCAUUUCGGGACGGGUAAUGCAGGGCUCGUGCACUGACAUGGCAUUAAGGGAGUUGUAGUUUUUCCACAUCAUAAUGCUAACGUUAAAUUUACUAAAUUCUUUGCACUAUUUUGUCACCGAGACGAAGAAAGGCCGACGCCAUCUGUGAAAUUAACUGAUUUUGCCCGGGUAACGGCAACGUAAGGAGCGGGAAUCGUUUGUUUGUACAUGAAAAUGUCCUCACGCAAUGCUUUCACGACCUUGUUCGGGGGUUAAACUGUGUAUACCAGUAACCUUCGCAACAUUUGUAUUAAACAGUCUGAAAGACCCAUUAGUACGUGCUGCCUCGUCUCCAGUCGCUCGCGUCCCCGCGUGUUCCCCAAUCCCCACUUAGCCUUGGGAAGGCGUGUGGAGUUGGCAGUAGUGCGUGUGUUGUCUUGGCUCUUUGAACAUAACUUAAAACUUGCGAUGUACCUUUAAGACAGAGAGUGAUGAAACGUCUUUUCAAGUCGCAUUGAACGUUAUUGUAAUUAUUAUUUGAUUGCCUUAAUGAUGCCGCACUUAACUAUAAAAAAAAAUUGAAAAAAUGUUUGCUAUUAUAUGAAAUUGGUCUGUAUUAAAUGAUAAAGAACCACAGUAAAUAGGCUCAAAUGAUAGCCUGAGGCAAAAGGUCAACACAACGUUUACUUUAUGACUUUAUUAUUUUACUCAUUUAUUUUUACAAGCCCUAGUACAGAGACCAAGUGCUUGAAUUACAGAAAACAACUGAAAAAUAAGCUUCAAAAAUAAAUAGGUUCGAAACAGAACUUGUGCAUAUUUACACAAAAAGAGGAACGUCAAGACCACUCUUACAUUACUUCGUGUAUUAAUCAAUUUAUGUCAAAGAGUUUAAUUUGUUUAAGCUGUCCAAAAUGUAUACUGUACUUCUUUGUUUAAGAUGAUUAGUCAAGCACGAUAAAGGCUCAAUCCUAUUCAGCUGUCGGCAACUUAAAAUAUAUACAAACGAAUUAGCUUAAGAAAGCACUAAAUUUAUUAAUCAUAUGUCAAUGAUAAAACGGUGUUAAAAUCGGAUUAAAAUCGCACUACACUUGAAUAGACGACAAUUGUUCCUUUAGACCGAUCUAAAGAAGACUGGUGAAUACAGAUGCAAUAUCCUGAUUCCCUAAAUCUGAAUUUAUGCCGGCUUUCGACCGGCGGUUAGCGUCGCGUUCGCCGACUAGGUUACAGACCAAUGUACAGUAUUCUGACUUUAAAGUUGAAACACAGUAAACUUAGCAAUGCUUAUGCAGUACAUGUCAUAUUUGCAAAGUGACCAGUUUCAUCAGUUUAUGGGCCCAUUAGGGUCUUGUCCAUACUAACGCGUUAUCGAUAGCCUCCGUUCUCGUUCACGCUAAAACCAUCACGCUCUCAGCAAAAACGAAAGUGCAGGAAAACAAAAUCUCUUAGGACCUCGUCCUAAAGGUUUUGUCUGCCAAUGUUACAACUUUGGCAGUUGACAAGUCAGUUACUGAAGGAAAAUUGAACAUGAAAGGUCGCCCCCUGUAAGGAAAUUUGGAUUCCAGAAUCCAGGAAUUAAUUGAUUGUGGAAUCCCGGAUCCUGGGCUGUGGAAUCCGGAAUACCGCUAAGGAUUGGAAUCAGGAAACCAGGUUCCACAAACAAACAACCUGGAAUCCGGAAUCCACCACGUGAAAUCCAGAAUCCAAGGGUGCGUUCCUUUGGGAUGAUCCGGAUCAGGAUCUGUGAUCCGCUAUCACUCGGAUAAUGGUAGAUCAAAUGAACCGACGAAUCCUUGUCCAGAGUGGAUUCAUCGGUUAUUUUGAUCUACCAUUAUCCGAUUGAUCUCGGAUCACUGAUCCUGAUCCGGAUCAUCUCAAAGGAACGCACCCCAAGACUCUUGGAUUCUAUUACAUGGGGUGGGAAAGGGGACAAUUCUAGGAUGCGCGUAUCAAUUUAUAACUACUGUAAGAAGAUGAUGGAGAUAUCAUCCUCGUGUUACCACUGUGUUGCCAUUUUCGAUGUUUCCAUUCGUUUCCAAAUUUUAACCUCUCGCUCGUGUAAAUUAUUUUGACUCGCUUAUUCUGAUUAAUAAGAAAAUUGUUUUCUUUGUUUUUCUUGUGUUUCAAUGGAAGUAACAAAACUGGUAGCGGAAACGGAAGAAAUGAAGAAAAAUCUUUCUCGCAUUGCCAGUGAUUUAAAGGUAGGUACGGUUGUUUUGCCUGCGUAUGAACUAACAGUGUUUGCGUCAAACAAAACAAUUUAGAAGAUUGCCUUUCACAUCUAGUCUUUCACACGUAACAUAUAUUUUUCUCUCCAAGGACAAAAUAGGAGCACUAUCGCAAGAGAUACAAACAACCGGACAAGAUGUUAAACAACUCAGAGUGACUCAAAAGGUAAUUUCAUGGUGCAUCAGAAAUUGCGUCAGUGCCUUUGAUUCAUUCAUUAAACCUUUGUGGCGUUUUCAGCUCCACAAGUCCAAACAGCUCAGCUGAAACCCUCCACGACGGCCCGAAAUAGAACAGAAGAUAGUGGCCGUUGCUGAGUGAUGACCGUUGAUAGAUGUUCGACUGAAAUGAGCAGAUAAAUAAUAUUAAUAAAUAUUAAAUAAAUGAUGAUGAUGAUAUUAAUAUUAAAGAUACUAAUAAUCGACAUAGCAUUCCCUGAGGACAUCCGUGUAAGAAGAAUGAGAUUUUAGAAGAAAAGUUGCUCAAAAGGUAAAUUCAGCAUUUCUAAAGUCGUAAGCAAAUGAGUGACAGAAAACUGUUCUUGAGGCCCGAGACCAGAGGUGUUAGCUUGCCUUCAACAGAGUCAUAGUUAGAGAACUUUGGACCGCCAUUUAUUUACUUACAUCAUAAAAGAAACGUAAGUCAUUAGCCAUUAUAUCUCAAACGGUGAUAAAACAUAACGUGUUUUCUCCCACUAGCUCAAUAAAACAGCACUUUGGCAGGCAAUACAUACAAACAGAGAGGAAGUGAACCAUCUAAUUGAAAAGGUAACUCCAAUUUAAACAGAAAUUAACGAAACGUUAAUAAGAGACUCAGCGCAGUAGAGAUUUCCAUCAGCCACGAUCAUAAUCACGUUCUUGUUGCCCAAAAAUAAAACCAAAAAAAACAACGAUAUUUAGAGAGAGUGUUCGAAGACCUGAUAAACCCUUCGCUCUUCAAGUGUUCCCAGCAAACCGCAAGAAACUCUCCAUAUCGAAUUGGAAUAUGGAAAGAGGGAAAACCGGAGUACCCCCAAUGGAAAACCUCUCUUAGCAGGUAAGACGACGAGCAUCAAACUCAAACACCAUAUGGCGUCGACGUCGGGAACCAGAUCCAGGCCAUAUUAGCGGGAGGAAAGUGCUCUCACCACCAUGCCCUUAUAACUUUCCAAGGCAGUAAAUAUACGUAGACUAAUUUAGUAGUCUUUUCUGAUGACAUACUUCUUUUCUUUCUCUAGUUGAUGAACAUCAGUCAAAUUGAAGGUCCGAGGGGGCCCAUGGGGCCUGCCGGAUCCCCGGGAUAUAAUGGUACCCGGGGCCCUCCUGGUGUUGCCGGGCAACCAGGAUCCCCUAGCCCGCCUGGUUCUGGCAAUCUGUCUCAAUGUUCUUACAAGCAAUUCGAAAGUUCUCCUUUCACAGCGGGCAUUCAAGCUCAAAUAAAUGUCAAGGCAACUGAGAAAAAGGUAGGGCAUUAAUAGCAGAAGACAUCGAGAAGAUUAUCAUAACGUAAUCUUUAAGCAACAAAGCUAAACUUUCCACUUAAAAAAAAAUCCGUCCUGCGCGAAAUGAACCAGCAUAAGACAUUGAGGAUGAGAUCAAAGUCUAAAAAAUUACAAAAAAGCUCAAACGGCUUGUAAUUUUCAAGCUCCUCUUUGGUUUUAAAUACUUAAAAUUGGCAACCAGUAAACCCAAUAUGAGUCAUUUGAGUUUGAUGACCAAUGUAACGCUCACCAAGGUACUACGCAACCAUAAACCAUGAACAACAUCCGCAUGCGCAACGGUAGUAAUGCACUGACCACUAGUUGCUGUUGUUAAGGCAAAAGUUUCUAAUUAUCAACAAGUUCCUGUGAAUGGGUACGUUGACUCGGGCUUGGUUCAGACGCCGUAUUUUUCAUGUGCCGAGGCUAAUUGAAUAAGUUCGACUUUGGAGCGACACUGGCGCGACAUCUGACUCAGACGGCGCACCGUGUGUCGAGCCCAAGUUAAAUUCGACAAAAGUUCGACAGACUCUGUAGGACUUAACGUUUUCGCCGCACCGAACUAAAACUGCCGUACCAAAUUUGAUUCAGACGCCGCUCUUUUGCCGUACUAAAUUCAUCAGUUGGGUUCGGCACAUGAGUAGAGGGGCGUCUGAACCGGGCCUCAGAACCUUAGUAAACCACGAACGCUCAGGUGCCCAUCAUUUUUACCAACUAGUUUAAAGAUGUCAAAAGAAGCAAUGCUCAUAUAUCGUUUAGGAACCUAACAUUCAGUAACUUCCACCAUUUCAAUUCAUUAGUUACUGUUCUUUGCAGGGUCAGAAAUUCCUUGGUGUGAAUUGUGGAACAAAUGAUGCAUCCGUUGUGGAGCUCACAAGCAAAGUCACGUCGGAUGGCUUUAGAGAAUACCGGUGCAAUUGUAAAAACACUGUUAAAAGUGGAGCCCAGAACAUGUAUUGUUACAUUCACUACUGGGAAUGUCUAGUGUAA
Porites evermanni is the source of this 7561-nucleotide messenger RNA. The record is from the annotation of a GenBank genome assembly. NCBI's taxonomy places the organism in Eukaryota, Metazoa, Cnidaria, Anthozoa, Scleractinia, Poritidae.